This is a messenger RNA of Cuscuta campestris, 2124 nucleotides long. Lineage: Eukaryota; Viridiplantae; Streptophyta; Magnoliopsida; Solanales; Convolvulaceae. The record is from the annotation of a GenBank genome assembly.
AGCAUUAAUAUAUUUUUUUUUUCAUAAUUUGGGGGUAUCACGUUCCAUCAUCUCCGAUGGAGCCAAAAUUUCACCAUUUUUUGGCUUUGGGGUGUGAUGGAAUAAAUCAAAAUGGAUCUCUAAACUGUCUGCGCUUCUUUAAUUAAUGAAGUAGCAGUUAGUCAAGCAAUGCAACUUUCGACGUUGAGCCGGGGGUCUCUUUGGAAACAGCCUCUCUACUUUCGAGUAGGGGCAAGGUCUGCGUACACACACCCUCCCCAGACCCAACUCUUGUGGGAUUUAACUGGGUUGUUGUUGUUGUAAUUUGGGGGNCCCCACAGCCCUUGCACACCAUUUUGACACCCUAUCCCUCCGUGAACCCUCUUGGUAUAUGGACACCAGUGCAUCCCAUCAUAUUGCCUCUGACCCAGAAGAAGAAGAAGAAAACAAAGUCCUUGCUUAAUUCAGUGCUAUUAUGGCUUCAAAGCAACAGAUUAGAAGAGAGAACCAGACUGACGAAAGAUCAGCCCAAGUUGAGAAGGACAGAGUCCCGAAAAUGGCCAGCCAAUUCGAGGCCAUGGCCGAGAAGUCUCCGGAAACCACCGCGGGUAUCCAUCCGGCCGCCAUCCACGUCACGGAUACCGUGACCACGGCGGAAGGCAAAGGCGGGCGUGAAAGGGAAGCCCACGACACAAAGAACAGAGGAACCUCAAUUGGCCAUGGCCAGCAACAUCCGGUUAAAGUUGGCGGGGUGGAGUUCUGUUGCGGCCAGGCGCUGGCUCCCGGCCAUCAAGUGUUUAAAGAGAAGCCCGGCGGCGUGAGAUUUGAGGCGGCUAGCGGUGGCGGCGGUGGCGGACUGGGGAAGAACAACAAUGAUAAAGAAAGUUUGGAAGAGAUAGGAAAGGCCCGACAAGCGGCGCAGCAGAACUCUAUAAAUUCCCUUCUAGCGGCUCAGGAGAAGUACGAGACCGCCGGAGAAAAGGCGAAGGGCACCACCAAGGAAGGGUCUCAAUAUGUCCUCGAAAAGGCCAACGCCGCGAAGGACACUGCCCUUCAGAGGGGUCAACAAGCCUAUGAGAUGACAAAAGAGACUCUCUCGGGUGCUGGCAAAACAACCAAGGACUACACCGCCCCCAAGACGGACCAGCCGAAGGACGCCCUCACGAAGGCCGGCGAGGUCGCGAAGGAGUACACCGUAUCCGCGAAGGACCGCGGAGCCGAACUGAGCAAGAGCGCCGCGAGCUACGCAGGGCAGAAGGCGGUGGAGGCGAAGGACGCCACGGUGGAAGGCGGGAAAGUGGCGGCACAGUACGCCGGGAAGGUGGCGGAGACGGUGAAGGAUAAGGCGACCGUCGCCGGUUGGGAGGCUGCUCGUUUCACGGCCGAAAAGGCUGCCGGCGCCACCAACGUUGCCGCCGGAGUGGCGGCAACCGCGGCAGGGUAUGCCGGAAAAACUGCUGUUGCCGCCAAGGACGUGGUGGCCGGGGCCGGGAAGAGUGCGGCGGGUUACGCUGGCGACAAGCUGGCUGCUGCGAAGGAUUAUGUGGUGUCCGCUGAAGAAAGCGCGGCAGAGUAUGCCGCUAGAAAAAAAGCUGAAGCUCAGAGAGAAGCACAUGCUAAGAAAGCUGCAGACUCCAAGGGAGAAGGCGGAGGGGGGAGCGUAUUCCGCAGGAAGCAAGAAACAGCAAGUGGAGGAGAAGGGAGGAAGACGAGGGAAAUGGCGGUGGGGGCACCCACGGUGGUGGUGUCAGAGGGAGGCGGCCAGGAAAGCGGGGGUAUUCUCCAGGCCAUUGGGGAGACUAUAGUUGAAAUUGGCCAGACUACUAAAGGGCUUGUCAUCGGCAGUCCUAUGGAUGUUGAUGAUGAUGACGAUGAUCUGCGGCGGAGCUAUGAUGACACCGCGGGUGCCACCGGAAGGAGUGAAGAGAUGAAAGGGCAUGUUCGUGACGGGAAGAAGUAGCUAGCCAGCAGUAGGUGUUUUGUAAUGGAAACUGUGGUAUGAGCAAAUAAGUGGUGAAUGUUGUGAUUAUGUCUUGUGCAAUAAUAUUAAGAAAAACAUUAUUCAGUGAUUUGCUAUGUUAUGAAACUGAUCUUGAAGUACUAAGAACAUACAAAGUGCUAGUCUACUAAAAACCAUGUUUUCCU